This is a messenger RNA of Diorhabda carinulata, 1589 nucleotides long. RefSeq lists its product as uncharacterized. The record is from RefSeq and is a predicted model, not a curated record. Lineage: Eukaryota; Metazoa; Arthropoda; Insecta; Coleoptera; Chrysomelidae. The coding region runs from base 511 to 891 and encodes 126 amino acids. The transcript has 3 exons.
GUUAAAGUCUGACAAUAGAUAUUGAUAAGAAAGACAAAUUUUUCUAAUGGAUUUUAUUGUGAUUGAAAUAGUUUUUUGCAUAUUUAUUAAUCAAUUACUGAGUCACUACGCAUUAUUAGCGAUAAAAAAGGAAUUUCCUUGUUUAUUGAACCAAUUCAUUCAAUUCCAAAUUAUUCUGUUUAUCAGUUUAACUUCGGCCAGUGAAAUAUCGAGUUCGGCGACGUCGGAAAAAGUUAUAAUAUUGCUGCCAAAUAUACAAAUAGAUUUAGGACAAAAAAAAAUAUAUAUUCGUGAUAAAUCGUUUCGAAAUGUGCGUGAAUAAAUUCGAAAAAUCGUGUGCAGAAAUAGCUGCUCGUUUUUUGAUAAGAUAACGAUUUUAUUUUUAUUACAAUCAAUUUAUUAAUAAUUAGAUACUCUGUCAUCGGCGAAUUUUUUUCUCAAGUGUGGACGUGCCCGAUCAAAUUCAGUAUUUUUGUCAACAUCUACAGUGUGUUGCGUGAAUUUAUAAGAAUGGCUGUAAGUGCUUUAGCUGCGGGAAUCGGCGCCGGUUUGGCUUAUCUAAGUUGUGUCUUGUGUUGUAAAGGUAUGGAACAUUGUAGACAUCAAAAAAUGACAGCUCACCAACAGGAAGAUAUUUACAAUAUAAGUAGUCAAGUACAGAAUCAAGAACAAUGGCCGACACAUAAUGCCCAUUUAUCUUUAGACCACAUCACGUUAAUGAAUCAAAUGAACAAAUCUGCGUAUGAUGACGCACCCCCCUCAUACGAUGAAGUUAUGAAAGCAAGUCUACAAAAUAACGGUGGUACCUCUACAUCAGAAUUACCACCUCCUCCUCCGCCGUCUCACGCUGUAAUUGUUGUACCACCAACAACAACAACAACGUCGCAGUAAUUCCAAACAAUUCUGUAGAUAAUAAAAAUGCUCAAAAAAUAGAGUAGCUCAAAAAAUUAUUUUAAUUAAUAUCCUAAAUAUCGUCUAUAAUGCUCUAAUUCAUUACAAAAGAACGUUUCACACAAUCAGAUUAACCGUUUAGUGUAUAACCAGCUUUAGCAAUCAGUAAUUCGCCCAUAAUUCGACCGGAUUAAUUGAGACGGUAACAAAUUCCAAUAAUUAUUAUUCUAAUUAAUUAUAUACUGUGAUUUAGAUGAUAAGAUAUUAAAUAUGAAUGUGUAGAUAUUUCUAAAAAUCAAAUUUUGAGUAGAACAUACUCGAAACCAUCUUCCGGAAAUUGUAUUCACAAUAUAUAAUCUAUAAUCACACUUACAUCACGAAAAAAAGUUUGUUCUGUUAGGGGCAGUCUUUCAAAGUCAAACAUUGUUUCAUUAAUUUAUUAUAGUCACGUUGUAUUUUGUUUUUAUUUACAUUUACAAUAUCUGAAAUGAAUUACUGUGAUCCGUGUAUUAUAACAUUGAAUUCAAAACGUAUUUUUUAGUGUAAAUAGGUAGGCUAUACAUGUAGUAAGUUUAUUAAUAAAAUCUCAUUUUAUACAGAUUUAAUCAGACUGACCAGUUAGAUUUUAUUGUGUACAUGCAAACAACUGCAUAUACCUGGAAAGUAUUUAUAAUUAUAAUAAAUCUUUUAGAUAUCAA